AUGGAAGAAUCAUCGGCUCGAAAAGUGGAGUCAGCUUCCCCUCCAGCUCCACCGCUAGCACUGCCGCUAUCAACUCUCCACUGCAAAACAGUUUCCCCUCUGCGUCCACCUCUCCUUGUCUUAGCUAAGAAGAAGCUUAUGAUUUUACAUUUUCUCUUACCACUUCAUUUUCACUCCUCUCAAUUACUAACAAUUAGGGAUCUCAAGGCUACACUGAAUUAUUUGGUGGGAAGCAGUUUAUCCAACAAGGUGAAUAGGUCCGGAAAGCUCAAGAAUAAUGCAACACAUUACUCAGUUGAUAUCGAGUUACAUGAUUAUCAAUAA
Lactuca virosa is the source of this 324-nucleotide messenger RNA. The record is from the annotation of a GenBank genome assembly. Lineage: Eukaryota; Viridiplantae; Streptophyta; Magnoliopsida; Asterales; Asteraceae.